UACUUCUUGACCCAAUCGUGUCAUCAGGAAGUUGAAGUAUGCUGUGUGAGUGCGUUCAUUGUAUUUCAAUAGCGCUUCCCACAGAGAGUACUCACAAAGUGCCCUACAUGUUUACAAUACAGAGACACAAGUGGUUCUCAAAGUGCGGGACAUGGGCUCCCUCCAGUGUUACAUCAAAGAAUCACUGAAUUAAACCUUCCAACUGUGCAUAAAGUUUCAGUGGCUUCAGCUGUUUUCAAUCCAGUGCAGUACAUUUGCUAAGUACAGUUAAGUUGUAUUUAACUUUUGAUUUUGAUCAUGAUCGUGGUACUUAAUGCAACCCUAUGGGGGGCACAAGCUAGUGCAAACUGUAGGCCGGUCCCACGCCCGGAUAAAUGGAGAAGGUUGCGUCAGGAAGGGCAUCCGGCUUAAAAUUUUGCCAAACAAAUAUGAGCGUUCAUCCAAAGAAUUCCAUACCGGAUCGGUCGUGCCCCGGGUUGACAACGUCCGCCACCCGCGCGUCAACCUGCAGGGUACCGGUGGAAAUUCAGCUACUGUGGGUCGAAGACAAAGGCGGUGGAAAGCGGGUUCUUCGGCAGAAAGAGAAGAGGAAAGCACAGAGCUUAGAACUGAAUGUGGGGACUUUGAAUGUUGGGACUGUGACUGGAAAGUCUCGGGAGUUGGUUGACAUGAUGAUUAGGAGAAAGGGUGAUAUAUUUUGUGUCCAGGAGAGCAGGUGGAAAGGCAUUAAGACCAGAAGUUUUUUACCAUGGUGUAGAUGGGAAGAGAAAUGGAGUCGGGGUUAUUUAAAAGAAGAGUUGGUUACGUGAUUAGUGGCUAUGCCCCACAGGUAGCAUGUGACCUAGAGGUGUGAUUCUGGCAGGAGCUAGAGGGAGUAGUUCUGAGCAUCCCAGACAGUGCGAGAGUCUUGAUUGGUGCAAAUUGUAAUGGACAUGUUGGUGAAGGAAACAGGGGAUAUGAAGAAGUGAUGGGUCUUGGCUACGCGUCCAUGGUGAUGAUGUUCUUCUCUAACACGUACUACAUCAUGGUGCUGGCAUGGGCUUUCUACUACCUCAUCAAGUCGUUCAGCGCCACCCUGCCGUGGUCCACGUGCGACAACGCCUGGAACAGCAACUCCUGUGUAGACGCCUUCAGCUUGCACCACUGCAACAAUGCCAGUGACAACGUCGCCGGCGGAAACCUCACCUGCGCCCAGCUGGCCCACGCUGUAUCGCCCAUCAUCGAGUUCUGGGAGAACAAGGUUCUGAACAUCUCAUCGGGCUUAGACGAUCCGGGUCACGUCAAUUGGGAGUUGCUGUUGUGUCUGAUCACCGUGUGGCUGCUCGUCUACUUCUGUGUGUGGAAGGGCGUCAAAUCUACUGGAAAGAUUGUGUACUUCACGGCCACCUUCCCAUAUGUGGUACUGAUCAUCCUGCUGGUCCGUGGAGUCACACUUCCCGGUGCGUUCGACGGCAUCAUGUAUUACAUCAAACCUGAUUGGUCCAAGCUGGAGGAGGCUCAGGUGUGGAUCGACGCUGGCACGCAGGUCUUCUUCUCGUACGCCAUCGGACUGGGAGCCCUGACGGCUCUGGGCAGCUACAACCGCUUCAACAACGACUGCUACAAAGACGUCUUCGUGCUGGCGCUGAUUAACAGCGGGACCAGCUUCUUCGCCGGCUUCGUGGUCUUCUCCAUCCUGGGCUUCAUGGCGGCCGAGCAGGGCGUGGACAUUUCGCAGGUCGCCGAGUCAGGUCCCGGUCUGGCGUUCAUUGCGUAUCCGAAGGCAGUCAGUUUGAUGCCGGUGGCUCCGUUGUGGGCCGGGCUCUUCUUCUUCAUGCUGCUGCUGCUUGGUCUGGACAGUCAGUUUGUCGGCGUCGAAGGUUUUGUGACGGGCAUUCUGGAUCUGUUCCCCGGGAAAUACGAGCACCGCUACAAGAGGGAGCUCGCCGUAGCCCUCUGCUGCUUCCUGUGCUUCAUCAUCGACAUCUCCAUGGUGACACAGGGUGGAAUGUACGUGUUCCAGUUGUUUGACUACUACUCGGCCAGCGGGAUGACGCUCUUGUGGCAGGCCUUCUGGGAAUGCGUCGUGGUGUCCUGGGUCUACGGCGCUGACCGCUUCAUAGACGACGUGGCGCGCAUGAUUGGCUACAGGCCGCUGCCCUGCAUGAAGUGGUGCUGGUCCUUCAUCACGCCGUGCGUGUGCUUGGGCAUCUUCCUGUUCCACCUGGUCAACUACAAGGGGCUGACAUACAACAACACGUACGUGUACCCGUGGUGGGGUGAGGUGAUUGGCUGGUGUCUGGCGCUGUCGUCCAUGUUGUGCAUCCCGCUCGGUCUACUCUACAAACUCUUCCGCGCCAAAGGCUCCUUCGCACAGCGCUGGGCCCGCCUGACCAGCCCGGUGUGGGGAGGACACCACCUGGAGUACAUGGCGCCCGACGUCAAGCCGCUCAGCUCGUUGUCGCCCGCCGGCGAUGACAACAAAGUCAUCAUCUUCGAGAGCGUCAUGUGACCCCCCGGACCCUCGCCAGCUCGCUCGCACUUCAUCACGCUCGUCUUCCUGUCUGACCCGCCAAAAUACGAACACUGUGACGCAUCAGGUCCCGUUCCAAAGUCAGGACCGGAGCCCAACCUCUCCAGCCCCGGCAGCACAGGAAGACAGACGAGCGGUCGUGCGGGUUGCCUUAUGCUGUUGUCUUAAUGCCAUUCGUUGUUCACCAGCCAAUCUCUGGACUUUUAUUCUGUUGAGACGAAGAAGUGGGUCUCAUUUUCAUGCCGUAUGUGAUGCGGCUUUUUCAGCGGUGCUUUUAUUUUGGCUUUAACACUGACUAAAGGGAAUUUUGUUGUUGUUUUAAAGGAGACAUGCCCCCCGCCCCCAAUUUAAAAGCGUUCCCAUGUUUUAAUAACACGCAUUAUUCAUAAUUCCCGCAAUGAAGAAUAUUUUGACAGCAUUUUUAUAGCUGUGGUGAAAUGUUCUCGUUCUGGGGGCGAACCCGUCUGUUACACCACUCAAAGCAGCGCCCAUUGAGACUCCGUUGCUCAUCACUGGCAGAUUCAGCAUUUCAUCAUCAAGCCACCGACAGAGCACCUGUCAAUCACUGUGGUGGUGCGGCGCACGACAUGGCCAAUCACAAAGACUCCCCACCCCCACCCCCACGUGAACAACGUUAUAACCGUACAUCGUUGCAACAUCGGAAGCCAUUGUUUUUCUGAUAACACUUGUCAGCCAACACUGCAGCUCUGCUUACCUCUUGGCUAUGACAUGAUUGUGCUUAAGCCAAAGUGGUUAUUUGCCUCUGGACCAGGGGCACCAUCAAGCCCCACGACGAUUGGGAUCGUCUGCAGAAAAGUUCGAUCGGCAAGUUGCAGCCACCCCAACCACCGUCGAAGAUUGGCUUCAGCCGCCCCAUCAAAACAUUUCUGGAUGCGCCCCUGCUCUGCACCUUGGUCCAGCCAAGCGGCCAAGUCAUUGGCUGACAAACUUGGUGUGGGGGUGGGCGUUCUAUUCAUUAGCCCCAUUAUUUGCCAAAAGUGGGGUGAAAAUACAAACAGGCUUGCCCAAAGACACAUUUGAAAAAAAUAGGCAGAUCAUUACAUUUGAUUUCACACAACUAUUUGGAUGCAAACAAAGGGUCUCUUUUCCAUGUCUCCUUUAACACUGACUCAAAGGGAUUUUUUUGAUUUGUUUUAAAUGUUUUUCUUUUCUAACACUCAAAGUGUGGAAAACUUUUCAGUGUUUGAUUAUUUAAUGCUGCAAAUUUCUUUUUUUGCUAAAUCAACACCAAACUCGAACUCUCGCAAAUACGGACGAUGUAGGAUCUACUUCCAGGCAGGGAACCAAUCAACUGAGCCGCCUCCCCACAUGCUUCCGGUCGCCUUUUGCUUAUAGAAAUUAUGUCACAGAUGAUGUCAGCAUGUAGCAGUAUUUUUUUGUUGGGAGACCUUUUACAUAUUGCAUAUACAUACAUACAUACAUGUGAAAAGCUGUAAAUAGUAAUGCUGUUGUUUAACUGUGAAAAUGUAACUGUCAGGAAGUGGUGUUUAACCCCACUGUUUGUCAGGAAGAGCAAUAAUGUUGCUGGGGCAUGCUAAUUUCCCUAAAGUAACGAAUGCAAUAAAUAAAUAAAAUAAA
Phycodurus eques (leafy seadragon) is the source of this 4111-nucleotide messenger RNA. It is a transcript of the gene slc6a8, whose product is annotated as solute carrier family 6 member 8. The transcript has 12 exons. Gene Ontology annotation, cellular component: membrane. Gene Ontology annotation, biological process: sodium ion transmembrane transport. The record is from RefSeq and is a predicted model, not a curated record. Lineage: Eukaryota; Metazoa; Chordata; Actinopteri; Syngnathiformes; Syngnathidae. Bases 968 to 2491 code for a protein of 507 amino acids.